AUGGAUUUUGGUACGGCGAGCAAUAUAGGGAUAUGUUACGGAAGAAACGCAGAUAAUCUCCCAAGCCCCAACAAAGUAUCUGAGCUAAUCCAACAUCUAAACAUCAAAUUUGUCCGAAUCUACGACGCCAACAUCGACGUUCUCAAAGCUUUCGCAAACACAGGAAUCGAGCUCAUGAUUGGUGUCCCUAACGCUGACCUACUUGCGUUUGCUCAGUUCCAGUCAAACGUCGAUACUUGGCUCCGCAACAACAUCCUCCCUUACUACCCAACCACCAAAAUCACUUCGAUCUCCGUCGGUCUCGAAGUAACCGAAGCACCGGACAACGCCACCGGUCUAGUCUUGCCCGCGAUGCGAAACAUUCAUACCGCUCUCAAGAAAUCCGGCUUGGACAAAAAGAUCAAGAUCUCGAGCUCACACUCCCUCGCCAUCUUGUCACGCUCCUUCCCGCCUUCGUCUGCUUCUUUCAGCAAAAAGCACUCGGCUUUCUUGAAACCGAUGCUCGAGUUCUUGGUUGAGAACGAGUCUCCCUUUAUGAUCGACUUGUAUCCGUAUUACGCUUACAGAGACUCCGGUGAGAAAGUUCCGUUGGAGUACGCUCUGUUCGAGUCGUCUUCACAGGUUGUUGACCCUGCCACGGGAUUGCUUUACUCCAACAUGUUUGAUGCUCAGCUUGACGCUAUCUACUUCGCCUUGACGGCUAUGAGCUUCAAGACCAUUAAGGUUAUGGUGACUGAGUCAGGGUGGCCGAGCAAAGGCUCGCCUAAAGAGACGGCCGCAACUCCUGAUAACGCUCUGGCUUACAAUACCAACCUCAUCCGCCAUGUUAUUGGCGAUCCAGAUGUUUACGCGUUGGACUUCACCGGGGAAAGCACUGCACCGGUCUCUCCAUCAAAUGCAACCUCAGGUACAAGUCCAAGCCCAAGUUCAAGUCCGGGCAACAACGGUAACUCGACUGUGAUCAUCGGAGGAGGAGGAGGAGGAGCCAGGAAAUGGUGUAUUGCUUCUUCACAAGCCUCAGUGACGGAACUGCAGAGCGCGUUGGACUGGGCUUGCGGUCCCGGGAAUGUUGAUUGUUCCGCUGUUCAGCCUGACCAGCCUUGCUUUGAGCCAGACACUGUUCUCUCACACGCGUCGUAUGCGUUCAACACUUACUACCAGCAGAGCGGAGGGAGCAGCUUAGAUUGCAGCUUUGGAGGAGUCAGCGUUGAAGUCGACAGGGACCCUAGCUAUGGUAACUGUCUGUACAUGAUUGCUCCGGCUAAUGAUGGAAUGAACAGAACAAUGGCGGGUAAUAUUACGGGAAACAUAACUGCCAUUGAUUCGCCCUUGGCGUCGCCUUCGUCGAGUAAUGAAGCAUUCAGACAAAUGGUGAGGGUAUUAUCAUUUAGCUUUGUUUUGAUGCACAACAACAAUCGAAAUCACAAAUACAGUACAGAAGAGUGUUUCUGUAGCAAAGAAGCAGAGCUUAUAACUGAAACUGAGAUCAGACUCGAUAAGGUAAUCGCCGAGCCUCUCCACCACCAAGUUGCAUUGGCCUCCGGUCAUCGGUUCAUCGUAGAUGCCAAAGACUAA
Thlaspi arvense is the source of this 1575-nucleotide messenger RNA. The record is from the annotation of a GenBank genome assembly. Lineage: Eukaryota; Viridiplantae; Streptophyta; Magnoliopsida; Brassicales; Brassicaceae.